Molecule: messenger RNA, 1485 nt
Organism: Photinus pyralis (common eastern firefly)
Lineage: Eukaryota; Metazoa; Arthropoda; Insecta; Coleoptera; Lampyridae
Product: elongation of very long chain fatty acids protein 4-like
Exons: 9
Coding region: 165-1097 (310 amino acids)
Biological process (GO): very long-chain fatty acid biosynthetic process; fatty acid elongation, saturated fatty acid; sphingolipid biosynthetic process
Cellular component (GO): endoplasmic reticulum membrane
Molecular function (GO): fatty acid elongase activity
Source: RefSeq, a predicted model, not a curated record
CUGUAGCAACAACAGUAAAAAAAGGUACCUACGCGUUUUUCGAAUUCGUAGAUAUAAUCUGUUUCAUAGAGUGCGAAUGAAAAUAUUUCAGUGAAAAGCUCCGCAUUUGCGUAAUUUGUCAUCUGCUGAGUCUUUAAAAUAUUUCUAAGAUCCAGUAAUUUGCAAUGACAACGGUAGUAGGAAACGGAAUUCAAGAUUACUUGAGCUCCAUUUACAGUUAUUAUGUAUGGACCUUAUCAUUAGCGGAUGCAAGAACGAAAGGAUGGCCGCUAGUCGACUCCCCGGUGCCUACAUUUUUUUAUAUAAUGUUAUACCUUUUAAUAGUUUGGUCUGGACCAAAAGUUAUGAAAUAUAGGAAACCCUUCAAAUUAACUUGGGCUUUAAUACCGUACAACCUUGCAAUGGCCGGUCUUAAUUUAUACAUUUCUAUACAGCUAUUCACAGCCUCCACAAGAUUAAGGUAUAGCUACAUAUGCGAACCGUGUAGGCAGUCGCAUCACCCGGAUGAGCUGCAGAUUACCAACGCGGUUUGGUGGUAUUACGUAUCGAAAUUGUUGGAGUUUUGCGAUACAUUCUUCUUCAUCCUGAGAAAGAAGGACCAGCAACUUACAUUUCUGCACGUGUACCAUCAUGCAACCAUGUUUUCUUUUUGGUGGAUCGGAAUUAAGUGGGUGCCAAGCGGAUCGACAUUCCUACCGGCAAUGGUAAAUUCGGCGAUCCACGUUCUUAUGUAUUCAUAUUAUGGUCUUUCUGCAUUGGGACCGCAUAUUGCUCAAUAUUUGUGGUGGAAAAAGUAUUUAACCAUUCUGCAAAUGAUCCAAUUUACAUGCGCGCUUAUUCUGGGAAUCAAUGGAAUUAGAACGGGUUGUGAAUUUCCAUUAUGGAUGCAUUACACUCUAAUUCUCUAUAUGAUUUCGUUUAUAAUUUUGUUUGGAAACUUCUACGUCAAAGCAUAUAUGGAAAAAGGAUCCAAAGUAUUUUACGGAAUGGAUAUGGGGUGUGGUCAAGGAGUUAUGUUUCAUGAUAAUGGAAGUCCAAUGCUUUAUUCGCACAGUAAUGGAUACACGGAAGAUGGGCAUUCAAAGAAAAUCGAUUAAAGAAUCGAUUAAAGAAAGAAAAUUUCAACUAGGAGUGUAUAUAUAGCAUAGUUCCAUACAUCUAAUGUUGAUAAUAAUUUGAUGCAUUUUCAAUACCUACUGUUACCUUACCAUUUAUUAAGUCCUCAAUCAAGGUUCUUCGGGACUUAAUCAAUACAUUAUAAUUACGAUGUUGUUUGUUAUAUUGUUACGGAUAAUUAUAAUAGAACGAUACUACAAUAUUUAUGCAAAUUUUAACCAAAGCAUGGUGUACAAUGUUUAUGGUUGUUAAGUUAUUGUUCAAUACAUUCAGAUACUAACAAAAAAUUGUAACUUGAUUGUUAACUUUAAAGCCUACAAUGUCAAAAGUCAAUUAUUUUAAUGGCAUUAAUAAAUCAGAAAUGGAACU